UGUAGCUACACUUGUGUUAGUGGGCUUAGGCGUGCCUUCUUAUAUUCCCAGUGCUACAAAAAAAGGAGCGACGUAAACAAAAGGGUUUACAUGGCAUGGGUUCCAGUGGUGCCGGUCGAUAACUGUCGUCUGUGCGGUAAACAAGUGGUGUUGAUUGUACUAACGUGCUGGGGUGGACACUGAGGCGGGACAGCGUGCGGGGACUGCCGCCGGGAUCGGACCGGGACUUCGGUGUGUGAGUGUAGACCCACACGUCUGGCCACCGUAUAGACCGGUGGUCAUUCAUCCUGGGCAACGACCGAUAGUGGGCGUCGACGGAGCGGCCAACGAGAGUCAUCACCGCCGCUCUCAUCCGUACGGACUACCGCCUGAGACUCCGACUCCGGCAGGACAAAAGUCAGGAUGAAGACGUCCGCGUCCUACACGCUUGUCUUACUGUGGACGCUAGCUGGAAACACCGCAACAGUGGAAUCGCAGAGCCAGAUUGGGCUGGCCCUACCGGACGAUGUGAACACCGUGGUCGGCGACCCGUCCGUCCUUCCCGCCGACUACUCCACGGAACUGCCCGUCAUUUCCAUAACCUGGAGCAAGUUGGAUAGUGAGAGCGAAAAGAGAAGAAACACUAUCAUGUCGUAUGACCCGAACACUGGGACCGUGAACGCCUUUGGUGAGUACAAGAACCGAGUGAGCCUCGCGGACAAGGCAUCUCUCCGGAUUGACUCCACCGACCUGUCUGAUGCCGGUACAUACGUGUUGUCUCUGCUGAUAGAGGACAUAGGCACUGAGGAGGGCUUCAUCACACUCAACGUCAUGGUUCCUCCAACGAUAGAAGUGGGUCCGUCUGACCCGUACGUGGCUGAGUGGGGUGAGACGGUGACCCUGACGUGUCUCGUCACGAACGCCAUCCCUCCCAUCACGUUCCUCCGCUGGGAGAAGGACGGCAUUCCCGUGGACGGCAUCGCCGAGCAGAGCAAGUACUCGGGCGGGAACCUGGACUCGCCGUCCCUGCUGAUCCGGCACGUGAUGCGGGGUGACGCCGGGAGGUACACGUGUAUCGCUAACCACCCUGUCAGACCGGCCGCAGCCAACAUCAGACUGGACGUUCUGUUCCCCGCCUCAAUAAUCAGCUUCACAGACUCGACCUCCGCCACCGAGGCAGACCCCAUCACUCUGCAGUGCGUGGCUGACGGCAACCCCCCUCCCAACAUCACCUGGGUCAAAGAUGGCGGGCGGCUCAAGUCGCCGCCCCGGUCCCAGCCCGUGUCCAAAGACGUCCGCGCCAGCUCCCUGGUGCUGCCCAGGGUCAGGCUGAACGACACGGGAGAGUACAAGUGUACAGCCUCCAACGGGAUCGGCAAGAGUGAAGCCAGGACUAUGCGACUCUCCAUUCGAGCCGCUACAAAGAAGCUGACUUCCGCCACCGUUGCCGUGAUUGUGGGGGCCACAGCGGGAGGUCUGUGGCUCGUCAUCUGUGUCCUCCUGGUGGUGUGGUUCAUCCGGAGGAGGAGAAGUCAGAAGGAGAAGAAGAAGUUCGCGUUCUACUACAACAUCGGACGGAGAGACCAGGGCAGGAUGGAGGGCAAGAUGGAGAUGGAGGAGGACAGGGAACCUCCGCCUUACGCGUCUUUGCCAGAGAAACCUACAAAUCAGAAGUCUGGGUAUGCAGGCAUUGAAACAAUGAGGAAGUCAGCAAGUCAGAAAUUCAAAGAGAGAAGAUACGCCAAAGCCCUGUAUGCCUACGGCCCGCGGGAAGAGAACGAACUCAGCCUCGAGCCGGAUGACGUCAUCGAGGUGCUGGAGGGGGAAGAUGGCGGCUGGUGCCUGGGUUACCUGAGGGGCAGGAUAGGCCUGUUCCCCUCCAACUACGUACAGUUCAUUCCCGCACGGCAAGUGAUGGCGGCGAAGGCAGGGGUGCACUGUAAGGAUAUUGAAGACGAGACGCCCUCCAAGCGAAGCAUCUGAAGAAAUGACAAGUAUAGAUGCUGUAGGGUACUUAACAUCCAUUCUAAAUGGAUGGGCGUUUGGAACGAACAGUUGCAGAGAUAACAGUACGAAGGGAUAAAAUUUUGGGCAGUUGUAAAAGUUUUAACGUAUGGUAUUUAGUACUUGUGCUACGUUUUUGCUUGAGGGUGAAAGUAUCCAACACAGGGGACGAUACUUGUUCUACAACCACAUGUACUUGUACAGAUAUGCUAUGACCAACCAGUGUAAAGCAAUGUUUUUGACUGUAAAAAAUAUUUAUGGCAUAUUCAUUCCUUCUGUUUGGUGAGAUUACACGUACCUUCUCAGUGAGCACUACCUGUACUGUGUGUCCUUUAGCCGUGGUGUCUAGUGGAUGGUGUCUUCGACCUUGACGUACCCUUGAGAGUCGUAAACCACCCUUGAUGGUACUUAUAUUUUGCCAAAUGUGUGUUCUCCAGGGCUGCGUUAACGUGGCAAUGGGACUUGGUUUCCCCUUUAUGGGCUAAUGCCUUUACCCCUAAAUAACCCACCACUUUAAUUAUUACUUUAGCGGAAUUUCUAAAUAUAUUGUGAGUUGUAGUUUCCUGGGCCGCCACCUUUCUUUCCGCUAAACUAAAAAUAGGAAUAAUUUGGUUAUGACAUUGCUGCCUUUAAAUAUAAAAUCAGAAUCAAAUUUUAGUCUUGUUGAUGAAAUGCAGACCUUACACAUACGGAAGAGGUUAGAAUGGCGCAGUAAUUUCAUGCUCAACAAAUUCUGAAUCAAACGCAACGGAACAUCAAUUAUUUCAAUCUUAUAUUAAUCUUUUUAGACUCACUUGAAUCAAUGAAGCAGAGCAGCUUUCCAAUGUCGAGCACGUUCCUCCAGGCACCGUGGCUAUGCAACUGGGUCUAUAGGUCUGCCCCUAAUAAAACAUAUCCUAUAAUAUAACUGGUACUCAGGCAAUAGUGAAUUGUCUAUACGUCCCAUAUCGCCACUAGGAGUAACAGAGAGACAAGCCCUAUGUAUAGUUGGGGAAAGCAGGAACACAAUGUUUGUUCAACAACCUUUCAGAGGGACAUUUGUACAUAGCUUUACACAAAUAUGAUACUGUUUUCUUUACUGGUUCUAAAUGCCGAUGUGAUCGUCUGUUCAAGUAUGGGCUUUAGUAUUAGAAAACACUGCUGUUGCAUUCGGACCCUAAGGCUUGUAUACAUAAUAUAAGGUAUGAAAGUAAAUGAAUGCUUGAAUGCGUAAAUAUUGCUCUUGUGAGGAUCAACCGAGGCCUGGUGCUUUUUGUGUUGUAUUAUAUACCACUCUAAUGUGUGAUGGGGAGAUUUUGCUGUUGUGAUGAAAUUAUUGGACUUAUACAGACCAUACACUACAAAUAGGGGCCGCAACUUGUUAAGAGCUAUACAGUAAUGGACUAUGAGUUCCAAAAGCAGUCCGUAUAGAUAGUGGACUGCAGGUGUUCAAGUUUGCAAUGAGAACAAGAAAUAGUGAGCCUGGUCAAUUUUAUCAGCCAAAUGCUUUGACAGAUUUUCUAAAGAGCAGCAUUUAGAUAAUCAGUAGGUUUUUUUAAU
Molecule: messenger RNA, 3522 nt
Organism: Branchiostoma belcheri (Belcher's lancelet)
Lineage: Eukaryota; Metazoa; Chordata; Leptocardii; Amphioxiformes; Branchiostomatidae
Product: hemicentin-2-like
Exons: 9
Coding region: 403-1962 (519 amino acids)
Biological process (GO): cell-cell adhesion
Cellular component (GO): cell-cell junction
Molecular function (GO): cell adhesion molecule binding
Source: RefSeq, a predicted model, not a curated record